This is a messenger RNA of Thamnophis sirtalis, 2142 nucleotides long. The record is from RefSeq and is a predicted model, not a curated record. NCBI's taxonomy places the organism in Eukaryota, Metazoa, Chordata, Lepidosauria, Squamata, Natricidae.
AGGCUCAUGCCUGCUCGUACACUCCUGUUGCUCCCUGUUCUCCUCGUCAGCUGCCCUGGCUCAACUGUUGGAUUCCCACCACAAUGGAACGUUCCCGAAGGACUCCGAAAGCCACCAGCUCCUCUCCAGUUCACCGCAGGGCAGCGCUUGGCCUCACUUGCUCAUCGGACCGAUGCGGAUGCUUCGCACGUCAGCUUCCUGGCAUCAGGACAAACCUCCCCCUGAGCCAAGUACUGUAAAAACCGACCCCACUCCGGCUGGCCUUCCAGACAAAGCCGCAGGGACUGCCAGGCGGUCUCUCUGGCAGAGGAUUGUAGAUGAACUGAGACAUUAUUACAAUGGAUUCCACUUGCUUUGGAUUGACACGAAAGUCGCUGUUCGGAUGGUCUGGAGACUGUUACACGGGCAAAUCCUCACCAGGCGGGAGAGGCGAAGGCUGAUGAGAACAUCAGCGGAUCUUUUCCGGCUGGUUCCUUUCUUGGUGUUCAUCAUCGUACCUUUCAUGGAAUUCCUGUUACCUGUAUUUCUUAAACUCUUUCCCGAGAUGUUGCCUUCAACCUUUGAAACGCAAUCGAAAAAGGUUCGACAUAGCGGCCAACAACCCAGCACCCAGGAAAUUGUGAAGUUUUCCAAACUGUUUGAGGAUGAGCUGACGCUGGAACACUUGGAGCGGUCCCAGCUGGUCAUCCUUUGCAAACUGCUGGAGUUACAGCCCAUUGGCACCAACAACCUCCUCCGCUUCCAGCUUUUGAUGAAGCUCAGAUCCAUCAAGGCUGACGACGAGAUGAUAGCCAAGGAAGGCGUUAAUGGCUUGAGCGUGUCUGAGCUCCAGAGUGCAUGCAGAGCAAGAGGAAUGAGGUCGUUGGGCCUUACAGAGGACCAGCUCAAAGAGCAACUGAACCAGUGGCUGGAUUUGAAUCUCAAGGAAAAAGUCCCUCCUUCUUUGCUGCUGCUUUCUCGUGCCUUGUACUUGACAGACCUGAGUCCCAAACCGAUGAUGGUGAACAACACUAAGCCUCUGAAGAGUGAGGAUGCCGAAAUGGAUGAUGAUGAUGAAGUAGAAGAACAGGAGACCUUGUUGGAUUCCGCCCCCAAAGUGCAGGAAAGGAAGAAUGAAGAAUUUAUUUUGCCUCCAAAAGACAAAUUACCAGUUCCUGAAAUGUCAGUCAAGCCUCCUGUGGGAGAGACUAAAAUAGAAGCACCCCGGAGCACCAAAGCAAGUGCAAACGGCGUCUAACCGCUUUCCCACAAAAGAACUGGACCCUCAGGGAGAACACACACACAAACGCUACCCUUGCAACUUGCAAAAUGUCGGCAGCUUUCAUCGCCCAUCUCCUUCGCAGACCCAGCCCUGCAAAUUCCGUUUCUCCAGACUCGAUGGCCGUCUAUCUCAACCAGGCGAAAAACUCACUUUGUAUCCCAGGGCGAAGAUUUGCAUUCGUGAGACAUCCGUCUAACUUAUUUUGUUUUGUAAAUAUGUACAUAAUCCCACAGACUAGACCAGUUGUAAACUGAAUGCAAAACGGUUCCCGCGUAGGGUGUGUCAUUCCUUAAAACUUCUUUUGUGAUUGAUUUAAAUUUUGUAAGAAGGGGACUCCUUGCUACCCUGAGCCUUUUUUGCUAUGAGAAAUUGUAAGGAGUUGGGUUUCCCUCCCCUCAGCUGUCAAGGCCUGAAUUGAUUUACGGCCCGGUUCUUUAAAAAAUCUUAUUUUAAAAGUAGGUCACGGAAAUAGCCCUUUCCAAUUGAUCUUGCAUAAAAAUUGCACUCCCUUCUCAAACUCAAACAAGAAGAAUGGAAGAUGGACAUCAUUUUCCUCUUACUAUACGCAAAUAAAAUGGAAACCCUCCAUGGCCCAUCUGGUUUCCUCCUGUCACACGUAUACAGCAUUAUUACCGAUUGGUGAAAAGACUGCACACUCCAGUGUGUUUUCCUGUUGUUUCAAAAGGAGCAAAUGUUACACAAAACACACAGAGUUGGGACCAUAAACUUAUUUAAAUAGAGUAACGAGCAAUUAAAGUAUGGAUUUAAGUUAUCUACAACUCGCUCAGGCAGACGCUGCCAAUUAAUUAAUUUAUUAAUCCGAUUAUUUGUAAUUGUAUUGUCUUUGUUAAUUAAAUUGUGGAUGUUGAAUUAACCUGUAA